AUGCUCGCAUCUACCUCCAUCUCCACCUCAACCGUCCUGCUGCUUCUGGCUAGCGUCGCCGUCGCACAAGACGCCUCCACGACGUCGCCCUCUGCUAGCCCUACGCCGACCAGCGAGGGCGUCUUCACUAUCCAGACAUCGGUCCCGGCUGAGGACCCAUGGGCCUGCUUCGAAGAAUGCUUUAUGGAGCCUUGCCCGCCCUCGCCAUUAUGCAUGCAUGUUUACCAGUACCACGCACUGACUCGACCAGGCUCCAGUACACCUAAUGCCAGCUUUGGCACCCCCGUCCCCUUCCCCCAGCCCAUCUCAGAAUCCAUCGCCUCCAUCAUCACUGACCCUUCUCUCUCCACCGUCACUGGCGUCAUGUCCAUUCCUGCCGGCGAGACCCCCAUUUCUACUGGCGCCUCCGAAACCUCCACGGGCGGCUCUUCGUCGCAGACAGGUAGCUCUUCGUCGCAGACAGGCAACACGAGAAGCCCCACUAGCUCUGGACUGCCCGCAGCAACGGGCAACGCCGUGGCACUCAAUGCUAACGCCUAUCUUGCUCCGCUUGCGGCAGCUGUUGCCGGUGCUUUCGCACUGAUCUGA
Bipolaris sorokiniana ND90Pr is the source of this 588-nucleotide messenger RNA. RefSeq lists its product as uncharacterized. The coding region runs from base 1 to 588 and encodes 195 amino acids. Lineage: Eukaryota; Fungi; Ascomycota; Dothideomycetes; Pleosporales; Pleosporaceae. The record is from RefSeq and is a predicted model, not a curated record. The transcript is spliced from 2 exons.